Molecule: messenger RNA, 1585 nt
Organism: Xylona heveae TC161
Lineage: Eukaryota; Fungi; Ascomycota; Xylonomycetes; Xylonales; Xylonaceae
Product: fructosyl amine:oxygen oxidoreductase-like protein
Exons: 2
Coding region: 114-1523 (469 amino acids)
Molecular function (GO): flavin adenine dinucleotide binding; saccharopine oxidase activity; sarcosine oxidase activity
Source: RefSeq, a predicted model, not a curated record
GAUAUCAACAAUUACCAAGACGAAGGAUAUAUCUACCCCGCAAUUCCUAACAUCAACAUAAUCAUCCCUCAUACGCUUGCCUCAUAUCAUAUAGUAUAAUAGUUGACUCAACGAUGACGCGAAAAAUUGAUCAAUCCAAGGCAAUUCUCGUCAUUGGUGGCGGUACCUGGGGCUCCUCGACAGCGCUCCAUCUUGCUCGGCGGGGCUACAAGAAUGUUACAGUCCUUGACCACUAUUAUAUUCCCUCUGCCAUUUCAGCUGGCAAUGAUGUAAACAAGAUUUGUGACGAAGAUACCUACCCCGAUUCCGAAGAUGACCCAGAUUUCGUAUCCCGUACUCUGGCAGCUGCUUGUGCCAAGGGUUGGCUCGAAGACCCUUUGUUCAAACCGUACUACCACGCAACAGGAUAUGUCGCAGCAGCUCAUACCCCCGCCGGAUUCAAACAUCUCGAGAAGAAAGAGCUCCCUGCAUCACGAGUGGGCUUCGUAAGAAUCGAAACCCCAGAGGAGUUUCGGAAGACCAUGCCCGAGGGAGUAUUGACCGGCGAUUUUCCCGGAUGGAAAGGGUGGCAAAAGAAGAGCGGAUCGGGAUGGGUAGAGGCUCGAAAAGCUCUAGUGGCCACCGCAACAGAAGCGAUCCGACUGGGCGUCAAAUACAUCUGUGGACAGCCCGGCAAUGUCCAGAGACUCCUUUUCUCCUCUCCAGAUGAUGGGAAAACCCAUGAUAUUGUCGGUGUAGAAACCGCCGACGGAAAGCAACACCAUGCAUCGCUCGUGAUUCUCGCUGCAGGCGCCAACGCAGACGCAUUCCUCGAUUUCAAGGACCAGCUGCGCCCCACGGCAUGGACACUAGCACAUAUCAAGAUGACAGCCGAAGAAGCAAAGCUGUACAAGAACCUUCCCGUGCUAUUCAAUGUCGAAAAGGGAUUCUUUAUGGAACCUGAUUUCGUCAACCACGAGUUAAAAUUCUGCGACGAGCAUCCGGGAUACUGCAACUGGGUAGAUGUUCCCGUAACGGAUCCCGUGACGGGAAAGACACAGACAAAGCGCAGAAGUGUGCCCUUUGCUCGAUCACAGAUCCCCGUCGAGUCGGAGCAGAGGAUGCGCUCCUUCCUAAGGGAUAUUAUGCCGCAUUUAGCUGAGCGGCCAUUUUCAUUUGCCCGGAUAUGCUGGUGCGCCGACACGGUGGACCGUAAAUAUUUGAUUGAUAUUCAUCCGGACCAUCCAUCGCUGGUACUUGCCUGUGGCGCGUCAGGUCACGGCUUCAAGCAUAUCUCUUCGAUUGGAUCAUUCGUUGUUGAUGCCAUUGAGGGCAAGCUGCACCCGAAGCUGAAGCACGCAAUGCGGUGGCGUCCCGAGCAAGCAGUCGGUCGGGACUGGGAUGACGUUCAGAACCGCAUGGGCGAUCCAUAUGCUAUGCAAGAUUUUCAAAAAGUCAAGGAGUGGAUGCCCACUCCGGAUCACAGUCAGUCAUCGGUCCAACUGGAUGAUGGAAGCAUAAAACAUACGGGGACAUGGAAAUGAUAAAAGUUGUGUAUAUAAAGUCCAUCUAAAUAGUUGAGUAAAGAAUUCUUUAUAUGAUGCCC